AUGCCUGGUAUGGAGAUCAACUUCCGCAACACGUUUCUGGAGGUCAGUCCUAAGCUCUGUGCUUCCAUGCCCAGGCCCCAGACUAUGCCCAAUCUGAUCGAGCAACUGGGGAUGAGUGAUCCUACGUAUGUCGAGGAUUUGGAGUUCGAUACCGAGUUUGAUACUCAAGAUGGUGUUGGCUUACUUGACGAAGCUCAUAUGGAAAAUGAUGCGGGUGUGAUGUAUGGAGGGGCUUUAUACGAUGCUAACUCCUUCAGAGAUGCCUGCCAGACUCUUCUGAGUGUCAACACUGGUGCUACUAUUGGUCUCAAUGAGAAUCGCGAUACUCCUCCUUCUCCUCCUCCUCCGAUCGGGGGGCUUAUGAUUGAGGGGAUCGGCACGUCUCUAAUGCAACCUAUCGACUCGGUUAGACAUGGUGGCACCUACUCACCGUCUUCCCGCCAACAAUAUAAAGCUAACCGGGAUGCGCAUCAGUCAAACUCUGAAGCGCUACCACCGGAAAUGUUAACCACGGUUAUGCUGCGGAAUAUUCCCAACAAACUCAGUCAAAUGGACAUCGCUAAUGCAGUGAAGCACGAAGGUUUUCUCGGCGAGUUCGAUUUCUUCUAUUCCCCGCUAGAUUUCAAGUCUGGUAGCAACUUGGGCUAUGCUUUCAUCAACUUCAUUUCUCACGAAGUUGCCGUUAGAUUUCGACUCAAGAUAGCAGGCUUACUACUGGCCCGAUCAGUUGCCGAGGCGAACACAUCUGGAUUGUACUGGGAUGAAAACAGUGGCUCAAAGGCCACUGUAAUCACUCCUGAAGUCUCUGCUCAGCUGAUGCGUUCCAAUAAGCAGUGUGGAGUAGCAUGGGCUCGCAUUCAAGGGCUAGAGGCUAACAUCAAGCAUUAUCGCAACAGUCCCGUCAACGAGCUAGCAUCGGGUUACAGGCCUAUGCUUUUUGCCUCCAAGGAUUUGGUUAUCAAUCAUCCAACUAUUCCAGUGGGCUCUCUACUACCAUUCCCUUUACCAGAUCGCAGAGCCUCCAAUGGUGGCAGAGCGAGUCUUACUGCAUCGACGGCUUUCAAGCAGCAACACCAACAACACCAACAACAACAACAAUCUGGGAUGGUUAAUCUGAACAAGAUUUUUGUGGGAGGCUUAUCGCCUGAGUCCACGAGUGCCAGUCUUGAGGAGUACUUCAACUUUCGGUUCCCCAUGUUCACUGUGUUGGAGGCCGUCGUUAUUAUGGAUCGCCGAACACGGGUUAGUAAGGGUUUUGGCUUCGCCACUUUUGACAGCAAUGAGGCGGUUCAGAAUAUUCUUCACCCGCUCAACAACCCGCAUAUCAUUGAUGGUCACUCAGUGGUGUUACGUAGUUAUACGAGCAAUCGAUAG
Messenger RNA from Perkinsus marinus ATCC 50983, 1374 nucleotides. Its product is annotated as dc50, putative. Gene Ontology annotation, molecular function: RNA binding. NCBI's taxonomy places the organism in Eukaryota, Perkinsozoa, Perkinsida, Perkinsidae. Bases 1 to 1374 code for a protein of 457 amino acids. The transcript has a single exon. The record is from RefSeq and is a predicted model, not a curated record.